Triticum turgidum subsp. durum (durum wheat) is the source of this 2016-nucleotide messenger RNA. The record is from the annotation of a GenBank genome assembly. Lineage: Eukaryota; Viridiplantae; Streptophyta; Magnoliopsida; Poales; Poaceae.
AUGAAUCUUCAAGAGUUGAAGCAGGAGCUAGCUCGGGUACUAAAACUAAAAAAGUGUCUCAUUGUUCUUGAUGAUAUAUCGUCCACUUCUGAAUGGGAGUUAGUCAAACAGUGUUUAGAUAAUGCUGGAAGGAUCAUAGUCACCACAAGAGAAAAAAGCAUUGCCAAACAUUGUUCAAGAGCAUGUAAGAACAUGUACUGUCUUGAUGGUCUAAAAGAUGAUGCGGCACUUGACCUCUUCACUAAGAAGGUAUUCAAGGACAAUAUUGAAAAAAUUGAUUUCGCCCCAGCUAUGUUGGAGCAAGCAAGGCUUACCCUACAAAAAUGUGAUGGACUUCCCCUUGCAAUAUCAACUAUCGGCGGAUUCCUAGCCACAAAGCCAAAAACUACUAUUGAAUGGAAGAAGAUGAAUGAUAAUAUUAGCACUGAAUUGGUGAUAAAUCCUGAACUUAGGGCAAUAAAGACAAUUCUUAUGAGGAGCUAUGAUGGUUUGCCAUACCAUCUCAAGGCUGCUUUCUUAUACCUGUCCAUAUUUCCAGAAGACCGCAUAAUUAGGUGGGGUCGCUUGGUUAGGCGGUGGAUUGCAGAGGGUUACUCAAGGGACAUGCAUGGCAUGACUGCAAUUGAACUUUGUCGGAGGUACUUUGAUGAGCUGAUGGAUAGGAGUAUGAUCCUGCCAGGGGAAGGGAUAGACCAAUACAGUAGGAAAAAUAAUUCUUGCCAACUUCAUGAUAUGAUCCGUGAAAUUUGCAUCUCAAAGGCCAGGGAGGAAAACCUUGUUUUCACGCUGGAGGAAGGAUGUUGUUUGAGCGACACACAAGGUGCAAUACGUCAUCUUGUGAUAGGCAGCAACUGGAAAAGGGAUAAAGAUGUGUUGGAGAGCAUGCUGGACUUGUCACAUGUACGGUCAUUGACCGUGUUCGGACAGUGGAGAUAUUUUUUCAUUUCUGACAAUAUGAGGUUUCUCCGAGUGCUUGACUUAGAAGACACAUUGGAAUUAAGAAAUCGUCAUCUUGAUAAAAUCGGGCAGCUCCGUCACCUCAAGUAUCUUUCUGUACGAGGAUGUCGCAGGAUUUCAUGCCUGCCUAAUUCUUUGGGGAAUUUGAGGCACCUUGAAACACUGGAUUUUAGAGGUACACGUUUAGGUGUGUUGCCAAAAACAUUCACCAAUCUUCGGAAGCUACAGCACCUUCGUGGAGAUUCUCUUUUCUUGAAACCACAAGUCUUAGAUGCUUGUUUGAAUGGGCAUGGCUUAUUCAAUGUGUACCGCUUCUCUGGAGGGAUUGCUAAACUGAAGGCUCUUCACACACUAGGUAAUGUAUUUGUUUGUCGCGGCAAUGGAAAGGUCACUGUAAAAAAACUCGGAGAGCUUACUCAGCUGCGUAAGCUGAAAGUGAAAGGCAUCAACGACAAAGACAGCUGUGAGUUAUGGUCUGCCAUUGCUGGUCACAGUCAACUCCUAUCUGUGUCAGUUGAAAGUCAGUUAGGUGAUGUACUAGAUGGCUGUUUAGGUAAGGGUUUGACACCACCAAUCCGCCUGGAGAGCCUCACUCUGGAUGGUAGGCUAGUGAAGGCAACAGAAUGGAUCGGUAAGCUUCAGAAUCUCUCCAAGCUGGUGCUAGAGCAUAGCAAACUAAAGCAAGAUGAUGAUACCAUACGAGCCCUUGGGUUUCUGCCAAAUCUUGCAGUACUACGCCUGAAGACUUGUUCAUUCGAGGGGACAAAGCUCCAUUUCCAGAGCUCAUCUUUCCUGAACCUCAUGGUGCUGGAGCUCUAUGUAUUAGAGAACCUUCAGUCGGUGCUGUUUAAAGAAGGCACAAUGCCUAGGCUUGAGCUGCUGCAUGUUGGUGGGUGCCAAGAGCUUAAUGCAUUCUCCGGGAUGGCAGCCCUCACAAGCCUCAAGGGAAUUCGGCUGGAAGGUAGUUAUCGGACUCCCGUCAGUGAAACAUUGAAGAAAGAGGUGGAGAGGCAGGCAGCUGAGCAUAAGAAUCAAGUGAGAGUGAAUGAAUCUUACUGA